AAGUAGGGGGGGUUGUCGCUCAGUUGCUAAGCUGCAGCCGAGGAGCAACCAGACUGUCAACAAGUUGUCAUCAGCUGCUGAGACAGAUUAGCUGCCGCCGGUUUAACGUUUAAACUUUAACCUGCCCGCUCGUUCAGAUGAUUAACUGCGGCGGACAGACGAAGGUGGAGGAAGCUCAGUGCAGAGAGUGAAUGAGAAGCUGACGUCCGUCCUCUCUGAUCCUGACUGAACUUCAUGAAUUAACCUCAGCGGUCGUCCGGCAGUUCAAGCAAAGCAGCCAGUCUCCCAGUGUGACCAGCAUGGCUGCCGCCAACACCACCAAGAUCUCAUGGCGCCUGCAGGAGUUCGAGGCUCACUCCAGCAGGGUUUCCUGUUUGGCUCUGGGGAAAAGCUCCGGCCGCCUGCUGGCCUCCGGAGGGGAGGACUGCAGAGUCAACCUGUGGGCCGUCAGCAAGGCCAACUGCAUCAUGAGUUUGACUGGUCACAAGAACCCAGUGGAGUGUGUCCAGUUCAACGUGUCGGAGGAUCAGAUCGUCACCGGUUCGCAGUCUGGAUCAAUACGAGUCUGGGACAUGGAGGCCGCCAAGAUUUUAAGGACUCUGAUGGGACACAAAGCCAACAUCACCAGUCUGGGCUUCCAUCCGUUUGGAGACUUCCUCGCCUCAAGCUCCAUGGACACAAACAUCAAGCUGUGGGACGUGCGGAGGAAAGGAUAUGUGUUCAGGUACACGGGUCACACUCAGGCAGUGCGGAGCGUGGCCUUCAGUCCGGACGGGAAGUGGUUGGCCUCAGCCAGUGACGACUGCACCGUCAAGCUGUGGGACCUGACUCAGGGGAAGACGAUCACAGAGUUCAAAUCUCACACUGCGGCCGUCAACAUCGUCCAGUUUCACCCCAACGAGUACCUGCUGGCAUCAGGCAGCUCCGACAGGACCGUCAAGCUGUGGGAUCUGGAGAAGUUCACGAUGAUCGGCUCGAUGGAGGGAGACACGACUCCUGUCAGGUGUGUGUUUUUCAGCCCGGACGGCAGCUGUCUCUACAGCGGGGCCACAGACUCCCUGCGGGUCUUUGGCUGGGAGCCCGACCGCUGCUUCGACGUGGUGCCGGUGGGCUGGGGAAGAGUCUCCGACCUGGCGGUCUGCAACCAACAGCUGAUCGGUGUGUCUCACCAGCUCUCCAGUGUGUCGUCCUACGUGGUGGAUCUGAAGAGGGUGAAGAAGAGCGGCGGCUCUGUGAUCAAGGGAAUCAUCCAGGACAACCAGCCGCUCACAGAGCCGAAGGAUCCUCGAGGAGCCGCACUGCGCAGGAACUACGAGAGACCCGCAACCACCUGCAGCUCACAGAGGGUGAGGCAGAGGUCAGACGCCGAUAGGCGGAGCCCCGAAGGAGAGAGGCGGAGCCCCAGUGAGGACGAGGGAGACGAGAAAGUGUCAUCAGCUGAAAUCCACAACGCAGAAGACUACAAGGAGAUCUUCCAGCCCAAGAACGCCAUCUCUCGCACUCCUCCCAAGAUCUCGGAGCCUUUCCCGGCCCCUCCAGAGGACGAGACGAUAUUAGCGAUCGGCCAUCAGCUGAAGGACAUGAUGAUGUGUCCUUUUCCUGACAAGCAGCAGGCUCCUCCGCUGGCCUCCUCCACCCCUGUCCAGAGGGUGGAGCCGACAGUGGUGUCCUGUGGGAAGCGCCCGGCGCCCUCAGCGAUCGACCCGGCGCCCUCCAACCCCCCCGCCUCCGUCCCGCCUCCCCCUCUUCCUCCCGUCACCACGGCGAAGUCUAAACCACAACCUAAAAUCAUCCUCAGCAGCAGGAACGAGCUGAUCGGACUGAACGUGGCCGACUUCCUGCACUCUUCGCCCAACAACAGAGCCGGGGCGCUGAGCGACGAGGAGGCGCUGUCUCAGAUCAAGAAGGGCCACGACACCAUGUGCGUGAUGCUGAGCAGCCGACACAAGAACCUGGAGACGGUCCGAGCCGUGUGGGCCAGAGAGGACAUCAAGUGCGCUCUGGACACUGCCGUCUCCAUGAACGACUUGUCCAUUGUUGUGGACAUCCUCAACAUCAUCAACCUGCAGCCCUCGCUGUGGAAACUGGACCUGUGCACAUCGAUUCUUCCUCAGAUCGACAAACUGCUGCAGAGUAAAUAUGAGAGCUACAUGCAGACCGGCUGUACGUCUCUGAAGCUGAUCAUGAAACACUUCUGGAUGCUGAUCUCUGACACGCUGAAGGCCACGCCGUCUGUCGGAGUCGACAUCACGCGAGAGGAGCGACACCAGAAGUGCCGAAUGUGCUGCAAGCAGCUGAGGAACCUGAGCAACCUGGUGAAGAACAAGGCGGCGCAGGUCGGCCGGCACGGCAGCGUCUUCAAGGAGCUGCAGCUGCUCAUGGUGCCGCUCGACGACGCCCUCUGAGACCGAACACGCCGACGGCAGACCCAUCGUCGCUACAGCAUCAGCUGAUCUGCGGCCGGACGCUUUGAGAUUCUGUUCAUGUGACACUAAUCCUCCGGAGGCCGCGCUCACGCUGUGGGAGGAAGAACUGUGUUAAUAAAGUGUUAUUUAAAGACGUUCGUCUUCUUGUACUAUGACGCGAGUCUGACAGACGGACAGCUGCUGUGGUCAGGCAACACGAUCAGCUCGUCACAAGGCGCGGCGUGCGGCGCUGACCUCAGACCUGCCUGAGAGAAACGUCGCUGCUGCCGUCAGGAGCCUCAGACGGCCGGCGGCUCUUAACGGACGAGAUCUGAAACUGAUCUAACAGCAAACUGAAAACCACGGCCACCUUACAGGAAUAGUUUGACAUUUUGCUGAGUCAGAUUGAUACCACGCGUGUCUGUGUGAUAAAUAUGAAGCUGCUUAGCCUAGCUUAGCAUCAGUCUGAACAUCUAACUCAGCAAGAAAGUGAAUAAGUGUAUUUCCCAAAACGUCAAACUUUCCCUUUAAAAGUUGCCACGAGGAACGCGACAUCCCAAACCGAAGAGACGGCGUGUAGAGCGCUUUAACACCUGCAUCCGCUCACCUGAGGGGAUGAAGAGCAACGCUUUGUCCAAAUCUUGUGAUCGACACAUUUAGUCCAAAACAGUGAAAAUAUUUGAUCAUCAGAAAAUUCAUCGUGUCUGUCUUUUUCUACUUCAGGAAGUUAGAGCCGCUAUUUUAAAAUGUACUGUUCUUACUGUUUAUUUAAAUAAAGUUGUACAUGUUGGGAUUAAA
This is a messenger RNA of Siniperca chuatsi (mandarin fish), 3203 nucleotides long. It is a transcript of the gene katnb1, whose product is annotated as katanin p80 (WD repeat containing) subunit B 1. Gene Ontology annotation, cellular component: katanin complex. Gene Ontology annotation, molecular function: microtubule binding. The transcript has 20 exons. NCBI's taxonomy places the organism in Eukaryota, Metazoa, Chordata, Actinopteri, Centrarchiformes, Sinipercidae. The record is from RefSeq and is a predicted model, not a curated record. Gene Ontology annotation, biological process: microtubule severing; microtubule depolymerization. The coding region runs from base 300 to 2405 and encodes 701 amino acids.